AAGAAACUUCCAUAAAAAAAAAAAAAAUUCCAUCGCAAGAGCCCUAGUUUCCUUCUCACUCCCAAAACUGAUGCCCCUCUCUAAUUAAAAACAGUAACGAGGGAUUUAGAAUCGCGCCUCUGGAAAUGUCAGCUGCAAAUGAUGGGUCUUCUUCUCCUCGGUCUCAGUUAGCCUCCAAUGUUUUCGGGGAGUUACUCGAUUCCAUUAUUGUGGAUAUGGCAUCGGAGUGUCACAGGAUAGCAAGGCUAGGCCUGGACCAUUGUCUUGAUAAUGAAGAGGAGGAGAUGAGGCUGUCCAUGGAAGCACGGGCAGCAGAUCCAAGUAGUAGUGAAGCAAGUAGCAAGAAUGUGGAAGAUAUAUUUGGUCAGACUCACCCUGCCAUUGCCAGUGAGAUUUUUGAUUGCAUGAAUUGUGGGCGGCCAAUUGUGGCUGGGAGGUUUGCUCCGCACUUAGAGAAGUGCAUGGGCAAGGGUCGAAAGGCUCGUCAGAAGACUACGAGGAGCACAACUAUGGCGCAGACCAGAAACUCUCGUGCCAGUCCUGUAUCAGUCUAUGCUCCCUAUUCAAAUACAACCGCUACAACUAGAACUCGCAAUGGCUCCAGCAGUUCUGCUGCAGAGUAUGCUAACAACUACACAUUUGAUGGCCCCUAAGAUCUCCUGUCUAUUAUUACUUGCAGUGUAGUAUGGCCAACUUUCUUCGCCUGUAAAUUCUUUUUGGCGCCAUGUUAAAGUUAUAUCAGCUUCUUGAGAUUUUUAACAGGGGAAGUAAAAUAUGUUCAAUGUGGUCAUUGGGUGAGUAAAUAGACAUUUUCUACUGCAUUGUCUUCUGAUGAGGUCUUGUUCUUGAAAAUGUCCUGAAAACAGCAAAAGGACGAAAUGUUUAAUGGGCCCAUAAGAUUUUUGACA
This is a messenger RNA of Asparagus officinalis (garden asparagus), 908 nucleotides long. Its product is annotated as SAGA-associated factor 11 homolog. Gene Ontology annotation, cellular component: SAGA-type complex; DUBm complex. The record is from RefSeq and is a predicted model, not a curated record. The coding region runs from base 126 to 653 and encodes 175 amino acids. The transcript has 4 exons. Lineage: Eukaryota; Viridiplantae; Streptophyta; Magnoliopsida; Asparagales; Asparagaceae.